AUGGGCGAGGAGACGAGCACGAAUGUGGUGAGCAAUGACAAACAGGAACAAGGCCCCAAGGGCCAAGACCUGGCCGUUAAAGGCAACAUCAGCAACUACUCUUACGGAGCACUAGACGAACGACUCGACGAGCAGAGCCGACGGGCGACGUGCGAAGAAGGAUGGAGGUUGGACGGCGGUUGUAUCUACGGCGCCAGGAGGCGGGCCAGCGAGCAGAAGAGAGGUGUCCAAAUCAAGAGCGAGAGGCGUGUCACAGAAACAACGUUGCGUGCGGCCGCACCAAGGACCAAGGGGGAGAAGGGCACUGCCAGGAGGAGGCUCGGUUGCGCUUUGGAGGAGACGAUGAUCGGGUGGACGGGGGGUGGUUAA
Colletotrichum abscissum is the source of this 369-nucleotide messenger RNA. RefSeq lists its product as uncharacterized. The record is from RefSeq and is a predicted model, not a curated record. The transcript has 2 exons. NCBI's taxonomy places the organism in Eukaryota, Fungi, Ascomycota, Sordariomycetes, Glomerellales, Glomerellaceae. The coding region runs from base 1 to 369 and encodes 122 amino acids.